Sparassis crispa is the source of this 1194-nucleotide messenger RNA. RefSeq lists its product as hypothetical. The record is from RefSeq and is a predicted model, not a curated record. Bases 1 to 1194 code for a protein of 397 amino acids. The transcript has 6 exons. Lineage: Eukaryota; Fungi; Basidiomycota; Agaricomycetes; Polyporales; Sparassidaceae.
AUGCAAAAGUUAUGGGAUCACUGUAGGGAUACUCCACUUCCAGAGGGAAAGGAAGAGGAGGCCGAUGAUGCUGGUUUCUUUUGUUUGCAAGAGGGCGAUAUGGUGUUUGCUAGAGAUAUGUUUGGGAGCGGGAGGAUGGAGGAUGAUGUUAUACAGUAUUGGUGGUCUCCUAAAGAUCAACUUCCCUUGGAAGAAAGAUCCGCAUUUACAGAUGCACGUGCCUUGGGUCUUGGAUCGCGUGAGCUUCGGACCGCAUCCAAGCCAGAAUUGGUGGAUGGAUCUUGGACGGGUGGUGUUGCAUGGGAAAGGGAUACUCAGGCAAAGCCUAUCAGUGGCUCUGCUCGUUGCUACACUCUGAGGCAGUCAUACGAGAGUCAGAAGAAUCUUAGCGCUCCUGUGCCAGGUGCUAAGAUAUUUGAAGAGUGUGUAAAUGAACAUCAGAAGAUGUGUAAGACUAUAAUUCAGGCUUCUUCUCACCUUGCAAUGAGCGCAUUCAAGCAUGCUCCUCCUUAUCUCAAGCAGGCAUUGAAGUGUCAAGCUGAUGUUACGAACUUGCCACCGCUUGGUCAUAGCGGUAACUAUGCAUUUCCGAUGCAGCAGAUUAAUAUAUCUGCAACAAAGCCUUCUAACACGUUGGCCAUCGCACAUUUCAAAGGAGACCUAGGCAAGUUUGCUGGCAAGCAUAUAGAUCAUCAAGAUGCCCCUGAAGGGGUUACUUGCAUGCAUAGUCAUUCUGACCUGGACGAAGAUGAUCAUCCCGGACUUUUCUAUCUUCCCGAGAUUGGCGCUUAUAUGGUUAUGAGAGGCAUGAUUUCAGUUUGCUUCUCUGGUCUACGCUUUCAUGGCGGCACUCCUCCUACUUCACCUUCUGAUCGUGAACCAUCGCCUUAUUCCUAUCGUAUAGUCGUGGUCAACUAUCCACCAAGCGCUCUGAUCAAUGCAGAUGGUUUGGUCGGUUUUACGUCUAUGCCCAACGGUUCUUUACUGUCUCUUCGUCCAGAGAUGAGGGAUCUCAUCUACAAUAAUCCUUCUGCCUUUACGUUUAGCAAUCACGGCAAUUGGGGCACAGAUGGACUUGCUCUCACAGAACAUUGUGCAAUGUUCAAUUGGUAUGCGAGAGCCAUGGCUCAAUUCUCUGCCUAUCUCUUGCGUGGUCUACCCUCUAGUCUGGCAGCAGAUUUCUACAAAGCUUGA